Messenger RNA from Saitoella complicata NRRL Y-17804, 752 nucleotides. Its product is annotated as DUF1715-domain-containing protein. The transcript has 2 exons. The coding region runs from base 24 to 536 and encodes 170 amino acids. Lineage: Eukaryota; Fungi; Ascomycota; Saitoellomycetes; Saitoellales; Saitoellaceae. The record is from RefSeq and is a predicted model, not a curated record.
AAAACGCGAAUAUCACCCUGACCAUGGCAAAUCAACUUGUCGACGAAUUGUUUGAUCCUCUCUUGAACCUGGAGGAGUCUUUUUAUAAGGAAGGCCACGAACAAGGCUACAACGACGGUCUCAUCCAAGGCGAAAUCGAAGGCCGCCGUUUCGGCCUCGAGAAUGCCUACCAACGUUUUCGCGACUUAGGCAUCAUCUCUGGUCGCUGCCUUCUCUGGCGCGCUCUCCUCUCCUCCCCCUCUUCCUCCUCCUCCGGCACCGACACUGUCCCCGCUAAGGCAGAGAAGCAACUCGCCAGGCUCGAAUCUCUUCUUGCCCAAGUUCCUAUGGAAAACAGUGAAGGCGGCGACUUUGAUACGCUGUGGCUCAAGAUUAAGAACAAGGCCAAGGUUGUCAGUACGCUUGUGGGAGAGGGUGGGAGAGGGUUAGUUGGUGUUGAUGGGGAGGAGGAUAGGGAUGGGGAGAUUGAGAGUGGGGAGAGGCAUUUGAAGAGAAAGAUUGCUGCUGCGCAGGAGGAGGGUGGGUUGGACUUUUGAAGGAGGGCUUCAACGAGAACUCGCCUAUGAGGAGGUGUCAGGAUGGCAUGGCGCCAACCCACUGCGACGCUCGAGGACAGCAGGGGCCGCUCUGCGAGCUCCGAGUCGCGGGAUGAAAACUCAGAGCAUCUGUAGUGCGUAAGGGAACGGGGUUCUCAUGAAUAUGCUGGAUGCCGGCACCGUGCACGACCAUAUCAAAACGCGAACAACCCAGCC